Molecule: messenger RNA, 3150 nt
Organism: Medioppia subpectinata
Lineage: Eukaryota; Metazoa; Arthropoda; Arachnida; Sarcoptiformes; Oppiidae
Source: the annotation of a GenBank genome assembly
CCAGAUCCGGCAAUACCUCCAACUCUAGGCUCAGCCAAACACUCGCUGCACAGCAGAGCCAGCACUGGAAGCCAAUGCAAACCUGUAUACGAUUGCCAUUCUUCGACAACUAUUCCGCCACUACUUCUACAGCCAAUACCUAUCUUGUCGGCCGAAUGGAACCAAAAUGAAAUGAAAUUGUUUUCGCGAGCGCUUGAGGUUUGCGGCAAGAAUUUCGGUGCAAUAAAGAAGGACUUCCUUCCCUGGAAAUCAGUGAAGAGUAUCAUUGAGUUCUACUAUUUGGGAAUCCAUAGAGAGAGUACACAUUCCCCGCCGAGACCUGAGAACCUGAAUCCAAACGCCACAAAUCAAAGUGAAAACAUACUCAACAUAAAACCCGACUCUAUUAGCAAUUCAUUCGCGUUGGAUAUCCUGUCCUCAGUCUCUAAGUUCAUGGCUUGCGCUCAAACCAAACCACAACUCAAUUGCGAUCAAAGACAUAAUUUGCACCAUUUUUUAGACAAUGAUUAUGACGUGAAGACAAGUUUAGAUGAUUUAAAGGCUUCGGGUGUUAGCGGUCAGGAAGUUAAACCUCUAAAGGCGAAGCCUAUACUUCCAACCGCUAUUCAAGAGUCGCGAGACAUUUCGACCGUCGGUUCGUUAAAGUUCUAUUUGGACGGACAGUUAGUCCUUAAACUGAAUGCUCAACAAGAGUUGUUGGGACAGAAGUGUCAAUGGGUUGAGUCGUUGGACACCGCAAAGAAGGCACGAGAAAAACUGCAUAAGACUAACAAACGGCUGCUCAUUGAACGCCACGACUUAGACCUACCGAACCAUUCAAAUCACAAAUAUUUAAAUAAUGAUGAAUUGGAUGAGGCGUCCAAUGAGUCGAGUGAUGACGACUCUCUGGAAAGCAAUGAAAGUGCUUUAGUGCCGUCGCCGUCGGCUUUCAUCGCUAAGAAAGCAAAAGUCAAACUCGAAAACAAUUGCCUCAAACCAUUGUCUUCGCCGACGUCUCUAUCGCUAAAAGAUCAAAAAAUGGAGACAAAUGUCUCAAAUCCGUGCAAUCGUCUCAUGAAGACUGAGUGCACUUCUGUGAAGAGAGAGCACUUGAGUCCCAACUUUGCCACCAAUGAUGACAUUAUUGAACACAAGAAGCGCUCAUCGAAUGAAACGACAAACGAGAGGAGAAAUUCUCAGAAUUCGUUGGAAAACAAAUGGUAUCACACGAUAGUUGAGAAGCAGUCUUCACUACAGCCACCAAAAGCCCAUUCGGCGGCACCACUCGGACAAACACAACGCCACUCGCGGUAUGAAUCGACUGCCAAUUCGUGGGGAAUGUCGACCUCGUCUUCUUCAUCGUCAUCUUCAACGUCGUCCCAAUCGUCCUCCCAUUCAGUGCCGACGCCCUCUCAAUCGGUUCCGUCGAGUGCAGCGCCCGUAGACCUGACACGAAAGUCAACAAAUUAUAGUCCAUUUGAAACUAAGUCAUUGUCGACGAGCUCUUCGGCGCCAAACUAUAAUAGUUAUAACGAAAAGGACAAGAACUCGAAAAUGUCGUCUCCCAGUCCUCCCCGACUGCAGUCGCCGUUUGUCUUUCCAUUUCCUUCUUAUUUACCACUUUCUCCGACUCAAAGUCAAAGCAAACAUAAAAAAGAAGUGAAGUCUUCCAGCAAUUUGUGCCAAAAGGGAUAUGAAAACCGAUCACAAGUAAAACCUUCGCCUCCGAGUUCUCCGUCAUCCAUGCCGUCGACGACACCACCUCUUCCUUCACAACUAGCUUUCAUUCAAAACUCGUUGGCUUCAUAUUUACCUAUUUAUGAACAAUACUAUCGUUACUAUUAUGGCUAUGGAAUGCCAGCCCCUAAUCACUCCUCAGGUGAGAGACAGUCUUCAAGUCAAGCGUCUAAAGAAAGUGACACAAACAAUAAGGAAAGGGCUAAAUAUUACGUAUACUUCGAGACCUCAACGACGACUCCGUUUCAGAUCAGAAGAAUCGAAGAAUUAAUUAAAACCCCUAACGGCAACGUUGAGGCCAAAGUGAUGUGCUUUUUCCGACGCCGGGAUAUAUCGGGAUCACUGAUCGUAUUGGCGGACAAACAUCAAAGUGCCUUAGAAGAAGAACAGGAGAGAGAAGCCGAACAAUUCUCCGAGAAAAACAAACAUCAGCUCAAACUCCGGGAGUUAUUUUUAUCGCGUCAGGUCGAGACACUUCCGGCCACUCAUAUACGGGGCAAAUGUUCGGUCACUCUUCUCAAUGAGACGGAAUCGUUGGCCUCUUAUCUCAACAAAGAGGACGCCUUCUUCUAUACACUGGUCUACGAUCCGCACCAGAAGACCCUUUUGGCCGAUAGGGGAGAGAUUCGUGUCGGCCAGAGGUAUCAGGCAGAGGUGCCCCCUAACACACUCGCGCCCGGAGAGUCCGAUAAUAGGGUUGUUGAACAGCUCGAGACCUUAGUCUAUACACCCGAACAUAGCAUUAGUGAUAAACAAAUUGAUCAAUACUUGAUUAUUUCAAGAUCUGUGGGAACGUUCGCUCGAGCGCUGGACUGUUCGAGUUCUAUAAAGCAGCCGAGUCUGCAUAUGUCGGCCGCCGCCGCUUCAAGAGAUAUAACUCUAUUGCACGCAAUGCAAGUCCUUCAUCAACACGAUUACGAUAUCGGGAAAGCCGUCUGCAGUCUAGUCCCUAACAACGGCCCCGUUCUGUGUCGCGACGAGAUGGAGGAGUGGUCCGCAUCCGAGGCUAAUCUGUUCGAAGAGGCGCUCGAAAAGUACGGCAAAGACUUCAACGAUAUUCGACAAGACUUUCUUCCGUGGAAAAGCCUUAAGAAUUUAGUCGAAUAUUAUUAUAUGUGGAAAACAACCGACAGAUAUGUUCAGCAAAAACGGGUGAAAGCAGUUGAGGCCGAGAGUAAACUAAAACAGGUUUACAUUCCGAACUAUAAUAACAAACCCAAUGCUGUUAACGGAGGUAUGAAUUUGUCGAAUGACGCCAAUGGAGCGAAUGGUAGAGCGUGUGAGAGCUGUUACAAACAAACAUCAUCGCAAUGGUAUGCAUGGGGUCCGCCACACCUCCAGUGCCGGCUCUGUCAGAGUUGCUAUACUUAUUGGAAAAAGUUUGGAGGACUUAAGUAUUCGUCUCGAAUCGGUAUUAUUUACGAUAAUAUGAAG